This is a messenger RNA of Penicillium arizonense, 2040 nucleotides long. RefSeq lists its product as uncharacterized. The record is from RefSeq and is a predicted model, not a curated record. Lineage: Eukaryota; Fungi; Ascomycota; Eurotiomycetes; Eurotiales; Aspergillaceae. The transcript has 2 exons. The coding region runs from base 1 to 2040 and encodes 679 amino acids.
AUGAGCUCCUCCAAUAACCAACCUCCUACCACCUCUUCUUCCGAUAUCCCCUCUCAAUCAGCUGCCGCUCCUCAUCUCGACCCGAAUGCGCAACUGGGGAACAAUGGGUAUGCGCCCAACGACAACCAGCUCGCCGGAUUAGUGGAGGCGGCCACCGCAGCCGCAGACCAAGAUGUCUCUCAAUGGGCUGCCGCUGCCGCAGUUGCAGCAGCUGCCGGCGCAGCUGGUCAUCACCAUCAGCUGGACGGAUAUGGCGCUGACAUGCACCUUGACGACGACGGGUUUGGAGACGGGAAGUUUGCGGAGACGAACUUCGGAACUGGCAUGAACAAUGGCAGACAUUUGCGGGUUCCCAGUCAUAGUGAUCACUCUCAAUCUCCAGGUCUUUCCCGCACGGUUUCGAAAAAGCGAAAGAGGAAUGACGAUAAUCUCGAUCCGGCCUUGGCGGGUGCUGGUCUUUCGGGAUCGCAGCAGCAGUCUCAUUCUGCUCAGCAGCCUCAUGGCUAUGCUGGUGCUGGAGAUAAUAUGGAUAUUCGUCCGGUUCAGCCUCAGUCUUUGUCGGAUGCUCGGGCUGUUGGUGUGCAUUCUGCUGCGGCAUUGUUCCGCCAGCCUUCUAGCAAUAAGAAAUACACUCGGCCUCCUAUCUCGAAGAUGUUUUCGUCGCUUGAGAUCUCACCUGAGAACUUUUUGCAUCUGCAAGCUGCUGCGAAGAAUUACAUGUUGAAUGAUGAACACCCUGAGAGACGGGAGUGUGUUGGCCAGCGUGGAAAGGGAGAUAGCGAGAUGGUCAAACUUCGUCUUUGGAAUUGCGUUCGUCAAUUCCUCGAAGGAGAAGGCAAUGGGGAGCGCUUCUUUGGAGAGAAUGUCGUCAAUGAGGGCAUGGGACCGAGAGCUUACAUCUGGCCGCGUGACCAUCACAAAAUCAUCUCACUGGUCAUUCCUUUGCUGCGACGUAUGGUCACUAACGAAAGACAACGUCAAUACGCUAUUGAAACUCGCAAGGGUGGUGGUUCUGAUGAACGUCGUCGUCGCAAGACUGAGGAUUUCUCCAAUCUGAACAGCCCACGCUUCUCACCCGAGCAGCACCUCCAAAUGCAGAAUCAGCAACAUCGUCCUGACGAUAUGUCGCAGUCAAUGCCUCCACCUCCACCUCCCGUACAGCAAUCAACAAUGGACCCUACCCAAUCUGUGAACAUCGGUCUGACAGAUCUCCUCUUGGACGGUUACACCGCUGACUGGGAGGAGAUUGCCCGAUGCUAUGAUAAUUACAAUCAAGGAUACGAACUUGAUAACCUCUGGUCCCUCUCCGGUCUCCAGCAGCCCGACUGGCGUGGAAUCGUCGCUGCGGUCGACAGCCAUUACCAAGUCAUCCACGGCGGAGAAUACGACUGUCAACCUGCUUGCGAAGACGCAAACGUCAACCGCAUUAUUCACGCAGACACCUGCUCGAACCUGAACUGGCGCAUCGGCGGGCAGCGCAACCUUCCAGCCCGUGAUGAAUUUGCAAGCAGUAUUACUCGCGAUGUCUCACGCAUCAUCCGCGAGAACAUCGCAAACAGGCACGGCCACCCAACUCAAACUCAAGAUACGCACGACCAAUUUCACCCCCAGCAACAGCCUUUCACACCCCUCGAGCAAACUCAGGCACCAACAACCACAAAUCCCCCCUCAAACGCUCAAACCUCUCUCCGCAUCAACGUUCUCCAGGGCGGAAAACGCAUUCUCCCCAGAUUCGACCUGCCUGCCAGCCAAUGCCCCAACAUUGACACCGUCAAGCAAGCAAUCCUCCGUCGAUACCCUGGCCAGAUCCCCGGAUUGCCAUUCCAGGAUUCAGAGGGUCUCAACAUGAACUCUGCCGUGCAGGAAGCGCGCGAAUCAGCUGUUGUCGCCGAGUGGAGAGUCAAGGUCUGGUUGCCGGAUGGGAUGCUUGUUGUUCAGAGUCAGAAGGAUUGGACUAUUGCUUUGCUUUCGGCUGAUACCGUUGACUGGAUGGAUGGUGAUUUGAAGGUUCUUGUUGAGGUUGAUGGUGAGCAGCAGUAA